GGUGUUCUCUGCACGACUGAAGAUGGCGACAGACUGAAGGCAAGCGGCGGGCGCGGGAGGGGGAGAUGGACAGGCCUAGCCGCCGCGCCCGGGCGCUCCGGAGUGGCCAAGCUGCGGCCCGCCUGAGGCGCAAGAGAAAAGGCGAGUGAGGGCGGCCGGCGCCCAGUCGCCGUGGGACAGCCGAGCAGGCGGUCGGGAGCGAGCGAACAAGGCUGGCCCAUCGAGACGGACGAUGAAGAGGGCCAAACGGUGAGGCACGGAGCGCUGGACGGAGCGGCAGGGGCGCCUGCGCUCGAGAGAGGGGGGGGGAUGCCGGUGCGGCACGGCGCGCCUUCGCCCCGCCAGGGCUGGCCAUGGUGAGAAGCGCCGUAGCGGCGCAGCACCAUGCGCCGGCCCGCGGAAGCCUUUAGCAGCAGCCCCGCGGCGGGAGGCUGGGGGCGUCCGCGCGGGGGUCAGCAGCCGCAGCGGCGGCGGUGGAGAAGGAGCAGGCGGGUCCGGCGGUGUCUCGUCGCCGGCCGCAGGGCGAGCGAUGCUGCUGCCCCUCACCCUACCACCAUGCCGGGGCGGCGGCGGAGGAGGGGGAGGUAGGUGACAUUGUUGUCGGGGAGGGGGGACACAGAGGAGCGGCGGAGCCCAGGAGCGCCGCCGCCGCCGCCCCCCGCCGAGCGCGCUCUGCCUUCUCCGCGCCGCCCCCGAAAAAUAUGACCAGCGGCGCUUGGAUGCAGCCACGAGAAAAUGACGCCGCCGCCGCCGCACUAGCUGCCCGCCUCGCCCCCCCGAGCCAGCCCGAGAAGCCCUGCGCCGACUCGGAGCGGGCCCAGAAAUGGCGCCUGUCGCUGGGCUCGUUGCUCUUCUUCGCCGUCCUCCUUUCCGACCAUUUGUGGCUCUGCGGCGCCGCCGGAGCCCAGCUCGGAGCUCAGGCUGAGAGCUUCGCCAUGUCGGCGCCCUGGGCCGCUCUCGUCGGAGGGCCGCGCAACCGAAGCGAGGGCCCCGCCCCGCCGGCCCACCCCCACUGCUCCGCCGCCGGCGCCCCGGGUCGGCGCCCGGACCUGAGCUCUGCGUGCUCCCAACGGCGCCUCUUGCAGCAGGGCGCUCUGGCCGCCUUCCCCGCCGUGCCUCUGAGGCUUCCUGCGGCCGCCGCGGCCGCCGCCUCCCCCCAGCUGGACUUUUUGGAGGAACACUUUCGGAACUUUCGCCUCCCCUUUUGUGACACUUACACGGCCUGGGACCUGCUGCUUGGCAUGGCCGGCCCGGAAAGCUUGGACUGCAGCUUGCCGAACCUCCUGAUGGACUUCUUCUCUGCUGCGGCGGGAGCCCAGCGAGGGGAGGCCUGUAGCAGCUGCCUGGAGGCAUAUCAAAGGCUGGACCAACACGCUCAGGAAAAAUACGAGGAGUUCGAGCUUUUGCUGGAGAAAUACCUGCAAGCCGAGGACUAUUCUGUGCGCUCCUGCAUCAGAGAAUGCAAGGCUGUCUACAAGGCUUGGCUGUGCUCUGAGUAUUUUGAUGUGACACAACUACAGUGCCAACACCGGAUUCCAUGCAAGCAAUACUGCCUGGAGGUGGAGACUAGGUGCCCCUUUGUGUUGCCUGACAACGAUGAAUUGAUCUAUGGAGGGUUGCCUGGCUUCCUCUGUACGGGGCUGUUGGAGAACCAGCUGCCUGACCGGGAAGCAAAGUGCUGUGAUGUGCAGUGGGACUCCUGUGACCACCAGCCCGACCGCAGCUACAACACCUCCUCCAAAUCCACAGAGUCGGAGUCAUUCCACAGCCCACGCCACGAUGCCCCCCAUCACCAGCAGCGGCAGCAGCAGCGGCAGCAGCAGCAGCAGCGGCAGCAGCAGCAGCACUACCACCUGUACUACCACCACCACCAGUAUCCACACCCAUCUCUGCUGCCAGUCUCUGCUGGGUCUCGCCUCAGCCACAGCAAAAUCCGGCUCUGCGUCCUGGUCCUUGUGCUUCUGCACACCAUGGUGUCCUUCUCCAGUGUGCACAGCAGUGGAGGGCUGAGCUUGGACGUCCUUCCCGCCAUGGAUGAGAGCAUCGCGAGGGAUGAGUGACCCAGCGGGAGAGCAGCUCUCAGGCAAAAAGAAAGAACGGAAAAGAAAACAGGCCUCGGGGAGGGGGCAUUUCUUGUACCUCUCUUGGGAGGCACUGGUUGGGUGAUGCGCACCGACCCACCCCCCCGUGGAGACCCCCACCAAGAGCAACACAUCACAGGGCCACCCUGGGAGGCCUGGAGGGCUGUGUGUGUGGAAACACGGCCUCGAGGAGGGCUCCAUGAGCCACUGGCCUGAGGCCGAGGGCACGCAGGCUUGCAGAGGCUGGGCAGGGAAGGAGCAGAAGCAUAAGUGGGGCACCUGGCCUCCUGCAAAGGCAGAGGCCAGUGAACAGCCCCCAGGAGCGAGCGAGCACUGCUGCUCCUGCCACCACAUGCCCUGGGUGAGGCUCCGGGCCACGAUGUUCCUGCUCCCCAGUGGGCAAGUGGCCUAUGGCAGGGACAGAAUGAGCUUAGCAGAGAUCUGCUCCCAAGUCAUGUGCUCAGCCCAACCCAGACAAUGGGGUGAUGACAGGGUUCCUUCCUUCCUUCCUUCCUUCCUUCCUUCCUUCCUUCCUUCCUUCCUUCCUUCCUUCCUUCCUUCCUUCCUUCCUUCCUUCCUUCCUUCCUUCCUUCCUUCCUUCCUUCCC
This is a messenger RNA of Candoia aspera, 2688 nucleotides long. RefSeq names its product NALCN channel auxiliary factor 2 (gene NALF2). The transcript has 3 exons. The coding region runs from base 702 to 2060 and encodes 452 amino acids. Gene Ontology annotation, molecular function: stretch-activated, monoatomic cation-selective, calcium channel activity. Lineage: Eukaryota; Metazoa; Chordata; Lepidosauria; Squamata; Candoiidae. Gene Ontology annotation, biological process: calcium ion import across plasma membrane. The record is from RefSeq and is a predicted model, not a curated record. Gene Ontology annotation, cellular component: plasma membrane.